AUGACGAUGACGACUCAGGCUGACUGUCGGCUUCUUCCCAAUGUUCCAGUGUCGAAUCCGUGGGCGGAUCCAGGACAUGGGAACUUCUGCGAGGUGUUCAGGUGCAGACGCAAGGACACUGGGGCUUACUACGCAGGGAAAUUCGUGACCCUGCGUCGCCUCGGAACAAGCGAAAGCAUCAUCACUUCCGGCGCUUUGCACGAAAUCGCGAUUCUCGACGCUUGUCGUGCGUGUCCUCGCAUGAUCCGCUUGUACGAGAUCUACCAGGAAAAGGACCGAGUCGUCCUCAUCCUCGAAUAUGCGGCAGGAGGUGACUUCCAGUCGGUGCUUGACGAAGACCAGGUCCCGCUUGAGUCGGACGUGGCACGGUUCAUGCGACAAAUCCUGGACGGACUGGGGUACAUGCACGACCGGCAUAUCGUACACAUGGACAUCAAGGCGUUGAACGCAUAUCUAUUGCAAUCCCGCUGA
Messenger RNA from Notodromas monacha, 471 nucleotides. Lineage: Eukaryota; Metazoa; Arthropoda; Ostracoda; Podocopida; Cyprididae. The record is from the annotation of a GenBank genome assembly.